AUGGUGGAGAAGGCGAGGUCGUGCGAGCGCUGGUUGCUGGUCGUGAUGGUUGGGGCGCUGCUCUCCGCGAGGUCGUGCAACCUGCUGCCCGACAACCUCAACCUCGAUGACGAUCCGUCGGAUGACGGGGAUGGCAGUUUCUGGAGCCAGCGCUCAUACGGUGGGUACGUGGACGACUUCCUGGUGAAGCUGCGACACGCAGUCGUCGACGAUGGCCUCGACCCGUUGGAGCCUCCAGAUGAAGUCCAGGACAUAGAUGAGAGAUCUGGACUGUCAACGUGGCACGCCGACGUGAGGCUGGAGCCGAGGGACAUGAGGGCCCUGAGGAAGGACAGCGCCGCCUUCGACGCCUGCCAGAGGCACGUGCAGCAGCAGGAGGACGACCAGGAGCUCGGAGACGUCUUGCUGAGCUACAUGUUCCUGGGGCGCGUGCUGCGACUGGCACCUGCUGGCGACAUCUUUGGCCAGCAGGAGGAGCUGAGGACGAGCAUCGAAUGCUGGGUGGAAAUGCUGCCCCUGCUGGUGGACUCCAGCCCCUGGUCAAAGGGCCACGCCAGCCGGUUCAUACACAUAAGGGAGACAGAACGAAUCUGA
Schistocerca piceifrons (Central American locust) is the source of this 594-nucleotide messenger RNA. RefSeq lists its product as uncharacterized. NCBI's taxonomy places the organism in Eukaryota, Metazoa, Arthropoda, Insecta, Orthoptera, Acrididae. The transcript is spliced from 5 exons. The record is from RefSeq and is a predicted model, not a curated record. The coding region runs from base 1 to 594 and encodes 197 amino acids.